Heterostelium album PN500 is the source of this 3738-nucleotide messenger RNA. RefSeq names its product MSCRAMM family protein. Gene Ontology annotation, cellular component: endoplasmic reticulum membrane. Bases 1 to 3738 code for a protein of 1245 amino acids. Lineage: Eukaryota; Evosea; Eumycetozoa; Acytosteliales; Acytosteliaceae. The record is from RefSeq and is a predicted model, not a curated record. The transcript is spliced from 2 exons.
AUGAGAAUUAGUUAUAAAAUUACCACUACUACUCAGAGAAGAAACUCGAAUGCAGUGGUAAUAUUAAUGAUUGUUAGUUGUCUGCUGGCGUUGCAAGUCUCAAUCAUCGAUGCCAACGGUAGCAGCAACAACAAUGCCGACGACGAUAUAGUUAGUUGUGGUGGAUUCGUAAAGGUUGCUAAAACACUCCCAAAGAAUCUCAUCAACUACGAACAAAUCAAAAUAAACUUAGUACAGGAUACUCUUGUUAGAGAAUCAACAGAAUGUUCACCGAACGGAUACUACUUCUUGCCCGUCUACAAGUCAGGUGACUACCAUUUAGAAAUCGAAGGUCCAGAUGGUUGGACAUUCAAUAAAAAACAAAUUGAACUAUCAAUUGAUUUCAACAAUAAAGAUAGUUGUAAGGAUGAUAUCAAUUUCGAGUUGAGUGGAUUCCGUGUCGAUGGUCGUCUAACAAGUCGUAGAUGUUCAAAUAGCGGUGCGUUGGAUGGAAUCACCGUUCAGUUGAGAGUGAAGGGAACAAGCAAAGUUGUAGCUCAAUCUGUGACUGCCAACGGUGGAUUAUAUCGUUUCGAAUCGGUGGUACCUUCGUCCGAGUUGGAGGUUGUCGCUGUCCACCCAACCUGGCAAUUCAGUGUCAACUCUGUAGCGAUCAAGAAUUUCGAUUGGGGUAACUACCAUGUCGAACAAGACAUCGUUAUCGAGGGAUUCGAACUGACCGGUUCGAUCAACUAUGACAACCACCCAAUGAAAGAUGUCGAUUUCCAUUUGGAACCAAUCGGUUCAACUUCAAACGUUGUCAAGUCAAUCAUCGAUUGUUCAGCAGGUGCAGCAAAGUCAGGAGCUGUUAUUUGUACAGUUCAAUCUGGUGUAGAUGGUCAAUUCAGAAUAAAGAAUGUUCCAUGUGGAGAGUAUCGUUUGUCAGCUUCUUACAGUGGACAGCAAACAAAGUAUGACAUCUCUCCAAAGUCGAUCGAUGUAAAGCUGGAGGGUGGUGACUACAAAGUUCAACAACCAUUCCAGGUUAUGGGAUUCUCUGUUUUUGGUCGUGUCAUGAAUCAAGACGAAGGUUUGGCAGGUGUUUCCAUCCUUGUCAACGGAAAACCAAAGACAACUACCGACGCCAACGGAAACUACAUUUUAGAACAAGUUACCGCUGGUUCUUUAAAGAUUGAAGCACAACGCGAUCACAUGACAUUCUCUGGUCUCCAAAACUACAGAAUGUCGCCAUCGGCACCAUCGUUGCCAGACAUCAAAGUCGUCAGCUACGACCUCUGCGGUCAGGUAUCGGUACCGACCGCACCGGCCGGAAUCAAAGUGAAUCCACGUGAGAUCACACUCGUCGGAAGCGAGAACAACAAGCAAGAGAAGAAGCAAACAGACAGCGCUGGACGUUUCUGUUUCCAAGUGGUACCAGGCACCUACAGAAUUUCGAUUUCACUCAGCUCCCAAGAGAAAUCCAAGGGAUUGCAAUUUGUUUCACAGACAAUCACAACCACCAUCACCAACCAACCGAUGUUGGACAUCCUUUUCUCACAAACACGUGGUUCUGUCGUUGGAAAGAUCCGUCCUUUGACUCCAAUCACCGGAGCCGCUGGCGAAGUACCAGCCGGAAUGAAACUCACCCUCGAGCCAACCUCUAGAAAAGGUGAAUCUGUCAACGCCGCACUCUCACUCACCAAGACCGGUGAUAUUUCCUUCAUUUUCCGUGAUCUCCUCCCAGGUUCCUACAAGAUCCAGCUCGCCUACGAUGUCUGGUGUUGGGAGUCACUCGAGAAGUCUGUCAACCUCGAAGACACCGAAGUCAAGGACAAUAUCGAAUUCGUCCAAACUGGAUAUCACUACGAUGUUCAAUCUCCACAUCAUCAAGUUGCUCUCGAGCACCAAAUCAACGGAAAGACAGCCGACAAGAUUCAAUUGAAGAAGGGUAGUAACUUGCUCUGUCUCAAGGAGUCUGGUCUACACAAGUUUGACGUCAAAUCAUGCUUCCAAUUCGAAAAGAACACCGAUACUUUCAAUACCGAUUACAAUCAACGUGGACAAUUCAAGUUGAAGAUCGAAAAGAUUCAAUUGACAGGUUCGAUUGAACUCACUAGUGCUGCUGGUGACUCUGCACCCUCAAAGAUUGAUAUUCAAGUCCGUUCGAAAUCCGGUGACGUUAUCAAGACAAUCAAAGCCGAACAAUCUUCAACUUCACCCAGCACCUACAGCUACUCUUACAUGGCAACAUUGGGAGAUGAGUUACAAUUCGUACCAUUGACACCAGCCGGAUCCAACUUACUUUUCUACCCAAGUGUUCGUUCCGCUUCGGUCAACACUGAGAACUGUCCACCAUCGCUCGAAGUCGUUGCUGCUCGUCCAGGUUUGUUCAUCCGUGGACAAGUCUUCCCAAAUAUCGAUGGAGUUGAGAUCGCCACUUUCGUUGAGCGUUCCGGUGAGCAAGUAGGACAAUCGGUGGUAAGCGACGCCUCUGGACACUACCAAAUCGGUCCACUCAGAGACGACAUUGACUACACUCUCAAGGCAUCGAAACCAGGUUAUCAUUUCAAGAAAGAAGAGAAGGGUUACAACUUCAAUGCUAUCGAACUCGGUUCCGUUGUUGUCAACUUCCACGACAAGGAAACUAGCCAGCCAGUCCAAGGUGUCCUCUUGUCACUCAGUGGUGAAGGCUACAGAAACAACUUGCAAUCACCAGCCAACGGUUCCAUUGGUAUCUACUCACUCUUCCCAGGCAAAUACUUUGUCAAGUGUUUGCUGAAGGAGUACGCAAUCACUCCAUCUUCACAAACCAUUGAAGUACUCGAGGGUAAGCAAAUCAAGGUCGAAGUCUACGCCAAGCGUGUUGCCUACAGUGUCUACGGUAGUGUGAAAUCUCUCAUCGGUGAAGCACAAGCUGGAAUUGCUGUUCGUGCACUCACCAGCAACAAUAAGGUAGCCGACGAAUCGACAACCGAUGAACUUGGAAACUAUCGUCUUCGUGGACUACAACCAACCGAACAAUAUCGUGUCGCAAUCGUUGGACAACCAUCGAUCGAACGUUCGGCACCAGCUGAAUACAAACUCACCAUUGACAAAUCCGAUCGUACCGCCAUUGAUUUCGUCGUACUUUCAUCGAGUUCCACUGCAACAUUCGACCUCUCGGCCAAUGUCGAGUUGAGCGGUCCACAAGCCAGCCACGCCAUUCUCCAACGUCUUCGUGCCAACCUCUACAACCAAAAGGAUAACUCACUGUACCGUUCCAUUGAGUUUGGAUUCAAUUCGUUCGUUGAUUUCGGAUCACUUCCAAAGUCCAAUAACUAUGUACUCAAGAUUGAGAAUGACAUCAACAGCUUCAAUAGCAACGCCAACAAGAACAACAAGAACAGUGGUGCCAACUCACUUUUGAAUAUCAAGGUUGAACCAACUGAAGUCAAUAUCAACAACAUUAACGAGGAUUCAGAGCAAUCGACAAACAAACACUUCCAAUUCAGAGUGGAUAUCUCGAAAUCAGCGAUCAUCUACGAACAAGAAUCAGUACCAUACUCUGGACUGAUCUUCUUUGCCUUUGUUGUAGUUAGUGUGUUGUACCCAAGCAAAGUAUGGAACUUUAUCCUCUCUGUUAGAUCAGGUGAACUCUUCCAAAAGUCAAAGAGCACAACCAAGCGUGUCAACAAAUCCGAAGAUCACAACAAUGAUUUCCUUCCAAAAGAUUUAUUAAAACAAAAACAAAAGAAAUCAUCGAAAACAAAAAAUAACUAA